GGAGGCUCACAAAACAACGAUACCCUUUAACUAGAGUCCAAAACAGUGGGAAACGAUAGGGGACUCACAAAUAUGUCCAAUGCAAGAGAGCCGCACACCAAAAAACUGUUUGACCGUGAUAACUGUUGCAAUCCUGGGGGACGUCCAAAGAGUGGUGUGUUUGAUCAUCCUCUACCGUCUCAAUCAGUCUCAAGUCUCCACCGUGGCGUGGGCGGCGCGACCCACGGGACCUUGGCCAUGGCACUCUCCUUGGAUGGCUAUGCGGCUCCCACGGGACCUGGAGUCACAGCCGAUCAGAUGCACGGCUUGAUGGACCUGCUGGGCGUGGGAAGGGAAGAGGAGCAAGAUGAGCGGAGCAAGCCUCCCUCGUUACAUCCUGCCGCCAUGGCUGGAGGGAAGCCGAGUCAAGCUCCGCCGAACAUGAAAGUAGCAGUGAGACAGCCGAAGAAGAAGGAUGAGAAGGCUAUUUGGCAAGCUGACGAAUUCAAAGCGGCCUCUGGUGUGGUGGUGAAGAGCGAAGGCGAUGAUCGUGCCAUCCCGAAGUAUGAGAUACUACCGCGGCAAAAGCUACAAGCAUCAGAUGCCUACUUGAAUUUGCAAGAAAUGGAUCCCUCGAGCGAUCGGUGUCAAGAGCUGCUCAUCAAAGUUUGGCUUCCAGGAGAGCAGCUCAGAGAUAUCUCAGUAGAUGUUCUGGAAGACCGUUUGCUGCUGCAAGCCACCAAACAUCAGCUCAAUGUCGCGCUGCCUCAUAAAGCUGCCUGGCAAGGGAAACAGCAAGGAAGUGCCGAAAGUGGACGUGGUGACUUUCGAGCUCCCCAAAAGGAGUUGGGGUCGUGUCUUCUUUGUUUGGGAAUAUGAAGAAGGGUGGCGGCCACAGGCCUUGGACGUACUCGCCUGGCGGAGGAAGUACUCGCCGUGCGUCCAAUGCCGAAGAGUAUAUGGUGAAAGGUUGACGUUCCAGUAAAGAUCCAUUGGGUUAAGAAAGAAGGUCACCAGUUCUGGACUGUGAGGAGUUGAAUGUUGAUGUCUUAAGCUGACUGUGCAUUGAGGAUCGGAUGGUCCAAUCAGGCAAGCCAAA
Molecule: messenger RNA, 1078 nt
Organism: Durusdinium trenchii
Lineage: Eukaryota; Dinophyceae; Suessiales; Symbiodiniaceae
Source: the annotation of a GenBank genome assembly